AUGAGGGUCCCUGAAGAAGCUCUAAAGCACGAGAAGUUUACCAUUCAGUUCCAAUUGUCCCAAAAAUCUUCAGAACCAGAAUCAUCCAAAUCCGCUUGUGCCAAGGGCGUGGAUUCGAAGGUGGCAGAUCCUCCUCCUCCUCCUCCGGAAGCUCAGCACAAAGCCACCGAGGCCCUGAAGGCCGAGGACAAGGCUCUGGAUACUUCUGCCAUGCCCCGCGGUACUCCAUUAUAUGGACAGCCUUCAUGGUGGGGCGAAGAUGAGGUGGAUGAAAAAAGAGCUUUCAAGUCAAAUGGCAAACCAGAAGAAAAAAAUCAAGAAACUGGAACCUCAGGGUGCAGCUUAGAUGCCAAGCAAGUUGAGGAACAGCCUGCCGCCGCAAACGAAGAAGUCCUUUUUCCUUUAUGUAGGGAACCGAGCUAUUUUGAAAUCCCUACAAAAGAGUUCCAGCAGCCGUCACAAAUCACAGAAAGCACUAUCCAUGAAAUCCCAACAAAAGACACACCGAGCUCCCACCCCACAGGUGCAGGGCAUGCUUCCUUUACCAUUGAAUUUGAUGACAGUGCCCCAGGGAAGGUAACGAUUAGAGACCAUGUGACCAAAUUUACCUCUGAGCAGCGUCACAAGUCCAGGAAGUCUUUUGCUGGAGCUCAAGACCUGCCUGGGAUUCAGACUGGAAUGAUGGCCCCCGAGAACAAAGUCGCCGACUGGCUAGCUCAGAACAACCCUCCUCAGAUGGUCUGGGAGAGAGCCGAAGACGAUUCCAAAAGUAUUAAGAGUGAUGUUCCCGUGUACUUGAAAAGGUUGAAAGGAAAUAAGCAUGAUGAUGGCACCCAGAGCGAUUCCGAGAACGCUGGGGCGCACAGGCGCUGUAGCAAACGGGCCAUGCUGGAGGAACAGCUAAGGCGCCACCAUUCGGAGCAGAAAAAACUGCAGAAGGCCCUGGCCACGGACAGGCUCCAGGACCAGGCUGUCGUGUUUGGAGUGGAUGACAGUCAGGAUUAUAACAGGCCUGUGAUCAAUGAGAAGCAGAAAGACCUGAUCAAAGACUGGGCCCUCAGCUCUGCCGCAGUGAUGAUGGAGGACCGGAAGCCACUGGGCACACCUGGGUUUCACCACACGGAGGAAGGCACCACUGCAUCUGGAAGCAAGCGCUGGGUUUCACAGUGGGCCAGUCUGGCUGCCAAUCACACGAGGCAUGACCCAGAAGAAAGGGUCAUGGAAUCGUCUGUCCCUGCUCCUUUAGAGAAUGACGCGGACAUCAGCGAGUCUGGCGUUUCGGUGAGAAGUGGCGGCUCCGCGGCCUCCCUGGCUGGGCAUGGAGAGAGGCGGCGGCGGACCCUCCCCCAGCUGCCCAACGAUGACAAGGCUCUGGAGGGCUCCCGAGCCAAGGCCCUGACGCCCAGGUCGGAGAUCGGGGAGAAGCAGGACACGGAGCUGCAGGAGAAAGAGGCCCCAGCGCAGGUAUACCAGAAGGACAGACAGGAUGCCGACAGGGCCCUGGGCAAGGGGACCAGGGCGGUCAAUGGGGAGACCCUGAGACCUGGCGGCGAUCCCAAAGCCCUCCUGCACUUGGCCAUCUCCUCCCCUGGGAAGGAGAAACAUGAACCCGACAAGGAAGCCUCUUUGGUGAAGCAAACGUUAGCCAGAAUCCAGCUCCAGGAGCCGACGGAACAGGCCCACUGGGCGCCUACUAAAUUAUCUUCCAAAAAUGCGUCGGGUCCGCUAGAGAGAGGCAGGGAGGAGUCCCUCAAACAGGAGUCACAGCCUCCGGAGAAAACCCCAGGACAUUCUGCCGGCAAAGGAGAGAGGGCCAUGCCAAGUGAGGGCAAGCGGAGGAAGGCCGAGGAGCUUCUGAAGGGCCAUGCCGCCAAGGCAGGGGACAAGAAGGAGUCCUCCAGGCCCUUGGUGCGACAGGGAAGCUUCACCAUCGAGAAGCCCAGCCCCAACGUCCCCAUCGAGCUGAUCCCCCACAUCAACAAGCAGCCGUCCUCCACACCCCCUCCCUUGGCCUUGGCCAACUCCGCCGGCAGACUGCGCGACAGGAGCGACCCCGUGGAUGCUGACUCCAGCCUGGACACGACCCUCAUCCUCAAAGACACAGAGGCCGUCAUGGCUUUCCUAGAAGCGAAGCUUCGAGAAGACAAUAAAACCGACGAAGGCCCGGACACCCCCAGUUACAACAGAGACAACUCCAUCUCCCCGGAGUCUGACGUGGACACGGCCAGCACCAUCAGCCUGGUGACCGGGGAGACGGAGAGGAAGUCAUCCCAGAAGCGCAAGAGCUUCACCAGCCUCUACAAGGACAGGUGCUCCUCGGGCUCGCCGUCCAAGGAGGCCUCCAAGUCCUCCGGCGCCAGGGACAAGGUGGAGAAGAAAACCAAAAGCCGCUCCACGGAGGUAGGGCUCAGAGCCGACGGGCGGAAGUUUGUCCAGUCCAGCGGACGCAUGAGACAACCAUCGGUGGACCUCACGGACGAUGACCAGACCUCCAGCGUACCUCACUCUGCCAUCUCUGACAUCCUGUCCUCCGACCAGGAGACUUACUCCUGUAAACCCCUCGGGAGGACUCCACUGACCUCGGCUGAUGAGCAUGCACAUUCCAAGCUGGAGGGAAGCAAGGGGACCAAGGCCAAGACUUCCCCCGUGCCCCCCGGCUCGGCCAGCAAGUCCACCACCCUCCCCCGGCCCCGGCCCACCAGGACUUCCCUCCUGCGCCGAGCACGCCUUGGGGAAGCCUCAGACAGUGAGCUUGCCGAUGCUGACAAGGCAUCCGUGGCUUCUGAAGUGUCCACGACAAGUUCAACGUCAAAGCCGCCCUCAGGAAGGCGGACCAUCUCGAGGAUCGACUUGUUGGCUCAGCCCCGGAGAACCAGGCUGGGCUCCCUGUCCGCUCGCAGCGACUCGGAGGCCACCAUCUCGAGGGGUAGCGCCUCCUGCAGGACCGCGGAGGCCAUCAUUCGGAGUGGAGCCAGGCUAGUCCCGUCGGAGAAAUUUUCUCCGCGAAUUCGGGCCAACAGCAUCUCUCGGCUGUCAGACUCCAAGGUCAAAAGUAUGACCUCCACGCAUGGCUCGCCUUCAGCCCUGAAAACGACACGCCUGCAGAGCUCUGGGUCAGCCAUGCCUACGAGUUCUUCAUUCAAACACCGGAUCAAAGAGCAGGAAGACUACAUCCGAGACUGGACCGCUCAUCGCGAGGAGAUAGCCAGGAUCAGCCAAGACCUCGCUCUCAUUGCUCGGGAAAUCAACGAUGUAGCCGGCGAGAUAGACUCGGUGACGUCCUCAGGCACUGCCCCCAGUACCACAGUAAGCACUGCCGCCACCACCCCUGGCUCUGCCAUAGACACUAGAGAAGAGGUAGGAGAGCCUCAUGGAGAAAUGCAUAAGUUGGUCGAUCGAGUUUUUGAUGAAAGCCUCAACUUCCGAAAGAUCCCUCCGCUGGUUAAUUCUAAAACACCGGAAGGGAACAACUGUCGGGCUAACGAUUCAAGGCUUCAACCGCCAGAGCUUCCCGAUCACUUAACCAUCACGAGGCGGAGGACCUGGAGCAGAGAUGAGGUCAUGGGAGACAAUUUGCUGCUCUCGUCUGUCUUCCAGUUCUCCAGGAAGAUCCGGCAGUCUAUAGACAAAACAGCUGGGAAGAUCAGAAUAUUAUUUAAAGAUAAAGAUCGGAAUUGGGAUGAAAUAGAAAGCAAGCUAAGAGCUGAAAGUGAAGUUCCCAUUGUGAAAACCUCAAGCAUGGAGAUUUCUUCCAUCUUACAGGAGCUGAAAAGAGUUGAAAAACAGCUUCAAGCGAUCAAUGCCAUGAUUGACCCGGAUGGGACCCUGGAGGCGCUGAACAACAUGGGCUUUCCCAAUCUCUUGCCGUCUCCCCCCAAACAGAAGCCCAGCCCCGUCAACAACCACGGCAGCCCGGGGCAGACACCGGCCCUGUGCCCGGCGGACUCGAGGGCUCUCCCCCCCGCCGCCGUGUCCAGCUCAGCCGAGUUCGAGAACACCGAGUCCGAGGCCGACUUCAGCAUCCACUUCAACAGGUUCAAUCCGGAUGGCGAGGAGGAGGAGGUGGCCGUGCCCGAGUGA
This is a messenger RNA of Pipistrellus nathusii (Nathusius's pipistrelle), 4080 nucleotides long. The record is from the annotation of a GenBank genome assembly. NCBI's taxonomy places the organism in Eukaryota, Metazoa, Chordata, Mammalia, Chiroptera, Vespertilionidae.